Schizosaccharomyces cryophilus OY26 is the source of this 594-nucleotide messenger RNA. Its product is annotated as TIM23 translocase complex-associated motor subunit Pam17. Gene Ontology annotation, biological process: protein import into mitochondrial matrix. Lineage: Eukaryota; Fungi; Ascomycota; Schizosaccharomycetes; Schizosaccharomycetales; Schizosaccharomycetaceae. Gene Ontology annotation, cellular component: PAM complex, Tim23 associated import motor. Bases 1 to 594 code for a protein of 197 amino acids. The transcript has 4 exons. The record is from RefSeq and is a predicted model, not a curated record.
AUGUAUUCGGUUCUAGGAAGCGGAUUAAAUCGAUUGGGUAUGGGAAAUGCCAAAGUCCUUCCUUCCUUUUUCCGCUGUGUGAAGAAUGUUCGAAUGUACACUUCAGAAAGGGAACUUCCAAAGACGCCGACAUUGAAUUGGCCUACAUUCCUCAAACUAAGAAAAAGUCGACGUCGCUUUGAAACUUUUACUUCCAUUCCUACAGCUGCGCUUGGCCUUGGAGUGGGGUCCUCAUAUUUUAUGACGCGCGCCGUUGAUCCUACUGUAACAAUGAUGGGAUUGGAUAUGUUUACGAUUUAUGUCUUAGCUACGAUCGCUUCUGGUGCUCUUGGCUGGUUGAUAGGACCUUCUAUAGGACGACAGGUUUGGACAUUGAUCAAUCGGAAACAAGCAGAUCAGAUUGCAUGCCGUGAAGAGGAAUUCUACAAGCACUUGAAGAAGAAUCGUGUAAUUCCUUCAAUGGAAAGCUAUUCCAACCCUAUCCCAGAUUAUUAUGGAGAAAAGAUUUUCUCGUUGUCGGAUUAUCGCCGUUGGCUUCGUGACCAGAAAGCAUACAUCCAACGUUCCUUCUUGCGCACUACUCCACGAAAGUAA